Molecule: messenger RNA, 1284 nt
Organism: Eublepharis macularius
Lineage: Eukaryota; Metazoa; Chordata; Lepidosauria; Squamata; Eublepharidae
Gene: XRCC4
Product: X-ray repair cross complementing 4
Exons: 8
Coding region: 92-1102 (336 amino acids)
Biological process (GO): immunoglobulin V(D)J recombination; positive regulation of ligase activity; response to X-ray
Cellular component (GO): DNA-dependent protein kinase-DNA ligase 4 complex; nucleus; DNA ligase IV complex
Molecular function (GO): DNA binding
Source: RefSeq, a predicted model, not a curated record
CGUUUGUUUGUCCCCUCCGCCCCCCCCCCCGCGAGGAAGUCUUAAAGUGGGAAUUUUUUCCCCAGAGCGGUGCGUGAGGUGCUAGAGAAUAAUGGAGAAGAAAGUGAGCAGAAUCUACCCUGUAUCAGACCCAGGCACAACAUAUUUUCUGCAGAUAACUUGGGAAAAAGAUCUAGGAAUUGGCUUUGAUGUCGUCCUCAGUGACUGUCAAUUGGCUUGGGCUGGAAGAGUGUCUGAGGAUGAAAUAUCUAAGGAGGCUGCUGACAUGGAAAUGGAUCGAGAGAAAUACAUUGAAGAGCUAAGAAGAGUACUGUUGUUUAGAGAAGAACAGACAGAUAAAUACAAUUUUGGUAUUUCGAAAGGAGGAGCAAAUGGAGAUUGCCUUAAUUUUUCCUAUGAAAAGAAUCUGAAAGAUGUUUCUUUUAGACUUGGAGCGUUGAUUCUACAAAAAGUCUCAAGCCCAGCUGAAAUCAUUAGAGAUAUGAUUAGCUAUUGCCUAGACAACGUAAUUCAACUGCAAACCAAAAAUGAACACUUACAAAAAGAGAAUGAAAGACUUUUAUGCGAUGUGGAUGACCUGCAGGGACAGUUACUAAAAUGCGUAGACGCUAAAGAAGAGCUAGAGACUGAACUUUAUAAACGUUUUAUUUUGGUCCUCAAUGAAAAGAAAGCAAAGAUAAGAAGCUUACAGCAGUGUUUAAAAGAAGCUGAAGAUGCUAUAGAGGAAGCCACACAAAAAAGGGAUACUGUAGUUACAUCUGAAAGAAAAGUUGCAGGAGAAGAUUAUGAAGGAAGCACUGACGAGGAAAGUGAAAAUUGCACACAGCCUUCCAUAUUAGUGUCUGCUAAAUCCAGAAGAGACUCGUUACUUGCUGUUCCAGACAUUGCUGAUAUUGCCCCAAGCAGAAAGAGAAGACAACGGACCCAAGAAGCUGCAGGGAUUGAACCAAAGGUGGCAUCAUAUAAGGACCGAAUUUCAGCAAAGGAAAGGCUAGAUGCUGCUCCAUCAAAAUCAUCGGACAAAUGCUUGUCAACAAAACAAAUGCCUUUGGAAACAGAAAAAUCUCCCAGUGAUCCAGAAGAUCUAUUUGAUGAUAUCUAACUAAACUAGAGGAAAACUAAACUUUUACUUCACUACAAGUAGUAAAACUCUUUGAGUUUUAAUUAAUAAUCUGCCUGUCCCAAAGAGAACAUUUUAGAAGAGGAGGAAGGUGGGUUUAUUAGUACUUUGGGAUAACAUUUUAUAUUAUUGUUUCUUUUUUGAAUAAAAGUUUUUAUGUGAGA